This is a messenger RNA of Beta vulgaris subsp. vulgaris (sugar beet), 1490 nucleotides long. RefSeq names its product palmitoyl-monogalactosyldiacylglycerol delta-7 desaturase, chloroplastic. The coding region runs from base 116 to 1039 and encodes 307 amino acids. The record is from RefSeq and is a predicted model, not a curated record. Gene Ontology annotation, cellular component: endoplasmic reticulum membrane. Gene Ontology annotation, molecular function: oxidoreductase activity, acting on paired donors, with oxidation of a pair of donors resulting in the reduction of molecular oxygen to two molecules of water. NCBI's taxonomy places the organism in Eukaryota, Viridiplantae, Streptophyta, Magnoliopsida, Caryophyllales, Amaranthaceae. The transcript is spliced from 5 exons. Gene Ontology annotation, biological process: lipid metabolic process.
AUUGCGGCCAAAUAAUGUCACGCUAUAAAAUAAAACCCAACACAAUCACAAUUCUUAAUCAUAAUAAUACCCAUUCCUUGUCUCUUCACAAUAAAGAAAAGAAAUCACGUUAUUCAUGGCAACACCGGAAUCGGAAUCGGAAUCGUAUUCCCAUAGCAUUUGGCGUUCAGAUGUUGUAGUAAAGAACCCAAAGAACGUGUUUAUGCAAGGGAAAUGGGAUUCCUUGGCAAUUGGAACUUUAAGUGGUGUGUUGAUGAUGCAUGUUUUGGCUUUGUUUGCACCAUUUACAUUCAAUUGGGGUGCAUUUCGUGUGGCUAUAGUUCUAUACUUAGUCACUGCAUUGUUGGGAAUUUGUCUUUCAUAUCACCGUAAUUUGACGCACAAAAGUUUCAAGCUACCAAAAUGGCUCGAGUACUUGUUUGCUUAUUGUGGCGCUUUAGCUCUUCAGGGAGAUCCAAUUGAUUGGGUGAGCACACACAGGUUCCACCAUCAAUAUUGUGAUUCGGAGCAAGACCCACAUAGUCCACAUGAAGGAUUUUGGUUCAGCCAUAUGAUUUGGCUAUUUGAUUCUAGAGAUCAACUCGAAAAGUGUGGUGAGCCAAAUAAUGUGGGAGAUCUAGAGAAACAAUUCUUUUACAGGUUUAUGCGAAGCACAUACAUUUUGCACCCACUUGCUCUUGGAGGAGUACUCUAUGCUUUUGGAGGAUUUCCCUACCUCGUUUGGGGGAUGGGAGUAAGGACUACAUGUGUAUAUCACAUAACGUGGUUCGUGAAUUCCGCAAGUCAUAUAUGGGGAACUCAAGUCUGGAAUACUGGAGAUUUGUCAAAAAAUAACUGGUGGGUAGCAUUGCUUUCAUUUGGGGAAGGUUGGCACAACAAUCAUCAUGCUUUUGGAUACUCAGCUAGACAUGGCCUAGAAUGGUGGCAAGUUGAUAUGACUUGGUAUAUCAUAAGGCUUCUUGAUGUUAUUGGUUUGGCUAAGGAUGUCAGGCUACCUACGGAGGCUCAUAAAGAACGCUUGGCCUUUAAAAAUGAGUGAAUAGCAACUUCAUAAAAAUUAUGAGCACGUCUUGUUAUAGGGAUGUCUGGAGUUCCUGGAUCCGUUCAAAAUUAAUAUGUUGUCUAAGUUGAUAAUAUCAUUUGAAAUUGAAUUGCAACAACUAAAUUUGCACAAAGGUACUUGUCAAAAAAAAAAAUUGCACAAAGGUAGUUUAAAUAUAUUGUAAAUUAUAAAAUUUGUAAUUGGAAACCCUAAUAUCCUUCACUUGAAGUUUAAUUUAUUGCCCGUUAAUUGUUAGAGUAGAGCACACGUACAUAGAGGAUCUAAUAAGAGUCCUCAAGGGCAUGUGCACCAGCUAGAAAAGUAUUUUUUUUUCUUUUCAAGUCAAAUACAUGUCAUACUAGUAAAAAAAACAAUUUCUAGCUAAUUAUUUGGUCAUAAUAAAAAGUUUGUUAUGUGAAUUGAUCGAAAACUAUAUUUGAUUUGUUUA